Molecule: messenger RNA, 1206 nt
Organism: Trypanosoma cruzi
Lineage: Eukaryota; Euglenozoa; Kinetoplastea; Trypanosomatida; Trypanosomatidae
Product: calreticulin, putative
Exons: 1
Coding region: 1-1206 (401 amino acids)
Biological process (GO): protein folding
Cellular component (GO): endoplasmic reticulum; endoplasmic reticulum membrane
Molecular function (GO): calcium ion binding
Source: RefSeq, a predicted model, not a curated record
AUGCGUGCAGCAAUUUUUUUCUGUGCCCUUUUGGGCCUUGCGACACUGUCAGCCGUGCACGGCACGGUGUACUUCCACGAGGAGUUUAAGAGCAUGGAACACUGGACUACCUCAAAGCACCGCGAUGACUUUGGAAAGGUGGAGAUUUCAGCGGGUAAAUUUUACGCGGAUGCGGAGAAGAGCAAAGGUCUCCGUCUGACGGAGGAUGCGCGGUUUUACGCCUUGUCUACUGCCUUCCCAACGCCCAUCAACAAUGAAAAGAAAAGCCUUGUUGUCUCCUUCUCUGUGAAGCACGAGCAGGAUCUGAAGUGCGGCGGCGGCUACAUCAAGCUGCUCCCCUCGAUGGAUCCCGAGAAGUUUCACGGUGAAACAAAGUACUGGCUGAUGUUUGGCCCGGACCGCUGUGGCUCACAGAACCGAGUGCACAUCAUCCUGCACUAUAACGGGGAGAACCGCGAGUGGUCAAAGAGAAUACGCUUCCCUGAGGAUAAACUCACGCACGUGUACACGUUGCACAUUGCCGCCGACAACUCCUACGAGUUUUUUCUGGACGGCGAGUCGAAGGCGAAGGGCCAGCUCGAAGAAGACUGGAGCCUGCUGCUGCCACGCGAGAUUGUCGACGAGACGGACAAGAAACCAGAGGACUGGGUGGACGAGGAGACGAUGGAUGACCCGGAGGACAAGAAGCCGGAGGACUGGGACAACGAACCCGCAAUGAUCCCGGACGCGGAUGCGAAGAAGCCCGAUGACUGGGACGAUGCGGAGGACGGUCCGUGGGAAGCUCCGAUGAUCCCGAACCCGAAGUCGAAGGGCACAUGGAAGCCACGUCAGAUUCCCAACCCGGCGUACAAGGGCGUGUGGGAGCCGCGGAAGAUUCCUAAUCCAGACUUUGUUGAGGACUCUGAGCUCCACAAGGUUCCGGAGCCGCUCACACACGUUGGCAUUGACGUCUGGCAGGUCGAAUCCGGCAGCAUUUUUAAGGACAUUGUGAUUGGCGAUGACUUGAAGGAGGUGUUGGACUUGGUGGAGAAGACAUAUGGUGGCCUGAAGAAAGCGGAGGCGGAUGCUCUUAAGGUCAUGGAGGAUAUGGAGAAGGAAAAGAGGAAGAAGGAGGAAGAGGAGGAGAGGGAGAAGGAAAAGGCGGAGGAAGAAAAGGAUGAAGAAGAGUUGGAAGAAAAGGGUGACGGUGAUAAGGAGGAUUUGUAA